Pieris napi is the source of this 1489-nucleotide messenger RNA. Its product is annotated as transmembrane protease serine 3-like. The record is from RefSeq and is a predicted model, not a curated record. Gene Ontology annotation, molecular function: serine-type endopeptidase activity. NCBI's taxonomy places the organism in Eukaryota, Metazoa, Arthropoda, Insecta, Lepidoptera, Pieridae. The transcript is spliced from 6 exons. The coding region runs from base 68 to 931 and encodes 287 amino acids. Gene Ontology annotation, biological process: proteolysis.
UGGUUACCUUUAUUUAAGAUAGCCUUAGCUGGCCAAAUCGUCAGUAGAUUUUUGACAAAGUGACAUUAUGCGUAUUUUAGCGUUGUUGUCUUUAUGUUAUUUUAUGCAUCUUUCGAACAGUGAAAGUUUAAGUAAUUUAUUGGGCUAUUAUUUGGGGUUUCGUCGCCUAUGCUUGUGCCGAUGUGGUGUGCAACAAGGUCAGAAAACUGGAAUACAUAGUCGAAUGCUUGGCGGAGAAACAAUUCAGCCUUUGCAAAUGCCAUGGUUGGUUUAUAUUCACACAAACAAAACAUUUACUGGAACUCUUAUAUCGAACAGACAUGUAAUCACAGCUGCCUCUAAUCUAUAUGACAUAUUACCAUCAAAAGUAUCAGUGACUUUGGGAUCUAAUGGACUCUGUGAUAAAGCGCCAUCAGCGUUCAAUGCGAGUGUUGAGGCAAUAUUAAUAAAUCCUAAAUAUUCACCGAGUAGGAAAAACAACGAUAUUGCAUUGAUAAAAUUACACAAUGAAGUUCUAUUUACUGAAGUUAUUGCUCCAAUUUGUAUGCCCAUAUAUGAUGUCGGUAAUAUACAACAAUUAGCAGAAGUAGCAUCAGUAGCGACUGACGAGAAAAAGAUAUCUACGUAUUGUGGUGCUCGCACCGCAUCCUUGCCAAUAUUAUCCGAAAGAUCAUGUUUAUCUGCUAUCAAUUCCUCUUUUGUAACUCCAGAUAAAGGUUGUUUGGGUCCCGUUGGUGCUAUUGGGACUUUGUGUCAGUCAGACAUAGGUGCACCAGUAAUGACGCGUUUUACCACUUUAAGCCCAUACAGAUUGAUUGGAGUGUUAUCGUCAGCAUCGUGUUAUGAAAAGCAAACGCCGCUUUAUACCAGAAUAAUAGAUCAUCUUCCAUGGAUUAAUGAGAAUAUUCGUCGGGAUUGCCAGUGCUUUUAAGACAAUAAAUAUAAAAAAUGGCUAACUUAUAUUAAAUAGAAUCUUGUCUUUUAUGCGUGUUUUCACUAUCACUGAUUGUGCUGGUUUUUAAUAUUUGUGACUAUAUGAUGACUCGAUCUCCCUACUCUUUACUUGUACCUCAGGGGAAUAUAUAUGUAAUCAAUAUACGAAGAAAUGGGUCCCAGAAUAUGUAAACACCAUCUGGUCUAGUACGACGACGUAAUGAGUAAUCGAUUCCCUAUCCUCUUAAAUCUCUUGCCAUCACUUGUUUAGUUUUGCACUUUUUCGGUUGUCUCUUACUAAUUUAGGAAACAUUCUAUAUAGUUACGGUUCCCAAACUACGUAUUGGGUUAUUAUAACGAUGUAUUUGACGUCACUCAUAUAAAUAUGUAUUUUUAACUUACUUGACCUGUUGGCCAUCAUAGCAAUUGAUUAAUAAAUAACACUAAUGGAUGGAUUAAAACUACGACAUUUGACCACACUAUUUAAUUAUGCAUUAUGCAUUGCUUUACUAUUUACACAGAAUUUUUAUUAAUCACUUAGCAAGUUUAUUCGAGA